GCUGGACAGGAUACCUCUGCUAGGUAUCAGCGUCGCCAUGAAAAGAGCUCAGGAGCGUCGUGCGUUAACCCGAGACUACGCUUUAGAACAAAAAUCUCGGUCCUGCAUUUGUUGUCACCGACGCAAGGUUCGCUGCGAUCGGAAAACACCAUGUGGAAAUUGUGAAAGGGCCGGCUGGGACUGUGUGUAUCCAAGUACAAUUCACAGGGAAAGUACACGCCAUAACCUCUCACUGCAUCAAAUCAAUGAACGCCUGGAAAGGGUGGAGUCCAUGUUGGCAACUCUGUGUGAUGGAUAUAUAUCAUCCACUAGAGACAAUGCAGGAGAUCAAGAGAGUGAAAAUUUACCAGAUGCACGCACAGCAUCCAAUCGUCGCUUGCAUUCGUGGGAGGUCCUCCUUGAAGAUGGAGGUAGGGUCCAAUACAUUAAUAAUUCGAACAUCCGCGACCUUCUGCAAGAUGAAAAGCAGAUGGAACUACCCCAGGCGACUACGCAAGAGAGCACUACAGAUACGUCUUCCUCCCCAAACGAUCGCUUGAAACUUGACAUUCUUCCUGGACUUUCGUGUGGGUCGACAGAUCCUUCCCAGCUAUUCCCGGAACCGUCACUCGCCCUAAGAUUAUGGGCUACUUACGUCAAGAGUGUCAACCCCGUCCUGAAGAUUCUUCAUAUACCGACAACGCAGUCAGCGAUUAUCGGAACGAUCCUUGACCCCAGAGCUGCCAAACCAUCCUCAAUAGCGCUUGGGUUUGCAAUCUUCUUUGCGGCUGUCACAAGCCUGGAUAAUCGCGAAGCGUCGGAAGUGUUGCCGGAGACACGGAAGACGCACCUGAAACGAUUUGCAACUGGAAUGGAUCAAGCACUCGUGCAAGGAGAUUAUAUGAGUAAUCCCAGCGUAACUGAACUACAGGCCCUUGCCAUAUUUGUAACCUGUUUACGUGUUCACGAUAUUGGCCGUGCCGUAUGGGUGCUCAUUGGAACCACAAUCCGAUUGGCCCAGUCGAUUGGGCUCCAUAGAGAUGGACAACUACUGAAACUAAGGCCAUUUGAGGCCGAGAUGCGACGCCGCUUGUGGUGGCAUCUCUGUCUUCUUGACUCCCGAUCGCCCGAAGACCAUGGGUUUGAAUUCACCAUUGACGUAUUCGCCCAGAUGCCACCGAUCCCACUCAAUGUCAACGACAGUCAGCUCUACCCAGAAAUGGAGUGUCUCCCGGCCGGGUCCGAUUCAUGGACUGAAAUGACGUUUUGCCUUGUCCAAAUUGAAGCAGCCAAGAUCCUACAUCCUGUUUUGCUCACAAAAGGAAGCUCAGCAGUAGCUUCCUUUCAAGACCUCUCCACCAAGCGGAAGAUGAUCGACGAUCAUAUCGCUUAUAUGCAAACAAAGUAUCUCGCGAAUUAUAACCCAUCAAAUCCCCUGUAUAUGGCCACGUUUCACCAUUAUCACAUCGCCUGCGAGAAGAUGAAAUUUAUGCUACAACACCGGGAAGAGCUCUAUCUGCAUCCACGUAGAGAGUCGCAGGAUGACUUGGAGAGCAUGGUCAAACCAUCUUUCAAGAUGGCAUACUGUGUCCUUGAGAGAAGCUAUUCGUUAAUGGCUAGCAAAUGCACGGCACAGUUCAGAUGGCUCUUUCGAGCCUACACUCAAUGGUACGCUCUGGCAUAUGUGCUACGUUGCUUGUCCGUUUAUCCACAGUGUGCCGAAGCAGACCUUGCCUGGGAUAUGGUCGAUAAAAUAUUUAACUCCAUUGAUGAGUUUCACGAUGGCUUUUUGAGGCUUUCAGCCACCAGCGAAAGUGGUAGCAUUUGGGGCUGUCUGGUCUCCCUUCGUGCACAAGCAUUGCGUUCAAGGAUGGCUCAGCGACGAUUGCAUGUCUGCUCAGAUUGUCAAUGCCCGGACGGUCCUGGAACGGGUCUCAAUUUGCCUCCCGUCCACGAUCAGCUUCAGCUGUCACAAGAUAUCCUUGAACGUCCGGCUCAGCUACAUUUCCCGACUGUUAGUCAGGUGCCACAGAGCUUUGGAGUACAAGACCUACAGGCCUCAUAUCUAGGUUUAGAGGAAGGAGCAUGUGCCCCGCAAGAUACUCAGAUGCCGGCGAUGGUAUUUGUAGAAGAUUGGUCCGCUAUUAUCAAUGGUAACCUGGAUAUCGUGGAUGGGCCGUGACCUAUGAAGGAAAAUCAAGACAACUACGAUUUUCAUAAUAUACACUUCACUUACUUGGGGAGAAAGGUUCCCAUCCGGGCCAGCAGCCCCAAUGCAAAAUGUAUGUUCCAUUGAUAGCUGGAGCAGUGCAUCCUCUAGUUGCUUAAGCUGCUCAUUACUCAUUAUAUGUCCCUGGUUCCGGAGUAUCGAUGGUCCAAGUCAUCGAGAUGACAUGAACCCUCAUUUGGACCGCAUGGGGAUAGCGUGUACCUUAAUCGGUUAAAGUAAU
Aspergillus alliaceus is the source of this 2429-nucleotide messenger RNA. Its product is annotated as transcription factor domain-containing protein. The transcript is spliced from 5 exons. Gene Ontology annotation, biological process: DNA-templated transcription; regulation of DNA-templated transcription. Gene Ontology annotation, molecular function: zinc ion binding; DNA binding; DNA-binding transcription factor activity, RNA polymerase II-specific. Bases 38 to 2161 code for a protein of 707 amino acids. The record is from RefSeq and is a predicted model, not a curated record. Lineage: Eukaryota; Fungi; Ascomycota; Eurotiomycetes; Eurotiales; Aspergillaceae.